Messenger RNA from Necator americanus (New World hookworm), 339 nucleotides. RefSeq lists its product as uncharacterized. The coding region runs from base 1 to 339 and encodes 112 amino acids. The transcript has a single exon. The record is from RefSeq and is a predicted model, not a curated record. Lineage: Eukaryota; Metazoa; Nematoda; Chromadorea; Rhabditida; Ancylostomatidae.
AUGCUAAAUGAACUGACAUCCGAGCUGGGCAGAAGGAAACCAGCGGUUUGGAAAGCAUACAGGAGCAUCGAAGAUGCAGUGAAAAGGAUUAAGAACAUCUGGCUCUGUGCUCACCUACUCAACAUUACCGCACUUACUGCUUUGAGCUAUUCUUCAGAAACCUGGGCACUUCGCAAGCAGGAAGAAAAAGCACUGAACGUCGCUGAAAGCGCAAUUGAAAGAGUGAUGGUAAGAGCAUCCCGCUUCACGCGAAUGAAGGACGGGAUUCGAAGUUCUCUGCUAUGUUGGCGAUCGAAUAUUAGACAUGCCGCCGCAUUUGCCAAUGAAAGCAAAGCAUAA